UUUUCAAACGCAACGACCAACUUUAAAAUACCUCAAAUAACAUUCGCCAAAAAACAAGUGGCUUUGUUAUUGUUAAAAAAAAAUAAAUUAUUUAAAAACUAUUAAACUUAAAACGAAAGUGUAAAAACAUCCCACAAAAUGGCUCAAAUGGUGCAAAUGACUACCGAACAAUUACAGCAACUCAUCGAGUCUGUACGCGUUUCAGCUGCCUCCGGAACUGUUGUGGCAACAACCAAGUCCAAGGGAAGUUUCAGUAAUUGUUCUUCCCGCUUUGGAGGCCAACGUGAUCAUGAAGCUGUAGAAGAAUUCAUCACUUCAAUUGUCACAUACAAAGAAGUCGAAUCGAUUAGUGAUGAGGAUGCCUUGAAAGGUGUUUCCUUGUUGUUCUAUGGUUUGGCCUCAACCUGGUGGCAGGGUGUGCGCAAGGAAGCUAAAACUUGGAAUGAUGUUUUGGCUUUGAUACGUGACCAUUUCUCGCCCACCAAACCCUCCUAUCAGAUCUAUUUGGAAAUCUUCGAUAAGAAACAGGAAGACAAAUGUGCCAUAGAUACAUUUGUGUGCCAAAAGAGAGCCCUAUUGGCCCAAUUGCCCGAUGGUAGACACGAUGAAGAAACCGAAAUUGAUUUAGUUUACGGUUUGCUCAACAUUAAAUACCGCAAACAUAUUGCCCGUCAUGACAUCACAACUUUCCGUGAAUUGUUGGAAAAGGGUCGUAUUAUCGAGCACAAUAUGAUGGAAGAUCAGUCUAAUCAAACAAGGAGACGUUAAGGAAACUAAGAGAUGUACAAAUUGCAACUUCCGAAAAUAUAUUUUUGAACUCUGUCAGAAAUAUAGAAAAAUGAAAAAACUACUACAAUAACUUUACCGCAAAAAGUUUAAAACCAUGAUGACAUCACAACCAUAAAGCUUAGAUAUUUUUGUAUUCUCCACAAAGAAAUCAACAGAAUGUGGUAAAUGACAUCUUAAAAAAAGAUACUAUCUUUUAGUAUUAAAAUUAUAUAGGCUUCUCUAAGUUAAAUAUCAAGGAUUCUCUACACGAAUUUAGAACGUUUUUUUAUUUUUAUAUAAAUCUUUUACUUUUUUUUUUUAAUUUAUAUAAAAGUUUAAAAUAUUCCUAAUUUGUGUAGAAUUUUCUCAAUAUUUAACAAAGGGUUACGCCUCUUUUAUAUUAAUAACACGCUAGUUUUACAAACCGGCUUUACAGGCCAUGAACGUCUGGAUCGAAUAAUUUCUGGUAAUCUUUUAGAUUUAAAAGAAAUUUCAAAUUUGUAUACAACAAAUUAGUAAACACACAUAAACAAAGCCGGAUAUCUUUAAUAUCCACCAACGCAAAGGUAACUUUCUCUAAAUGUUUAAAUUUUUAAUAACUGAAAUUUAGAUUUAAUUAUUCAAAACGCUUGGUUAUUUUAGAACUAAAUUCUGAGAUAAUACAAAUGUUUGUGAAAAAUAAGAUUUCAAUUUUUGGGUUAUUAAUAAUUUGUCUAUUUAGGAAAAUUAGCCUAAAACUGUUAUAUUAAGUAAUUUGGAAAUUAGCUUUAAAUAAAACUUAAAUUUUAAAGCAAAAUUUUAAAAUAUUUGAAUAAAUUUCUUUUGAUUUUAUUCAAUUAUUUUAAGAUCUGGCUGAAGUAAAAUUAAGGAUUUUGUUUAAAGCCUUUUCAAUCACCUAAUAUAACAAAACUUCUCUUCCUUGGGCUAAAACCUAGGGAGGAGGAACCCCCGCUAUUUUAAACAAUUUUGAAAAUAUUAUGAUUUAAACAUACAGCCAAAGUUUUGCUUUCAAAAUUGUUAGAAGUUAUUAAAGCUUAAGCAAUAUUUUACUUUCUUAAGCGCUUUUCUCAAAGCCCUAAGAAAAUUAAAAUGAUUUCUUUAGUGAGGAAUAACUUGUUUCAAUUUUUAAAUCAUACUCCUGCCUAUGUUUAAGGUCAGUUGUUUUCUUAAUUGUUUAUUAUGGCAAAAAACUUUAUUUAUAUAUAUUGAAUGUUCAUCAUAUUCCAUGAAAUUGUACUACAAUGGCUAUGUUGUCGCCAUUCGUACAAUUGGCACGCUACGCAGUUGUUUUAAAAUGUUAGACAUUUUCAAAUCACUGCCAAUGGCACGCCAGCUUUAUUAAUAAGUUAAGAUUCGCUUUAAAGUUUUAUGAAAUCCUCCAAAACUCUAAGGCUUUCCUAACUUAAUCAUUAAUUAUUAACUAAAGUUUAUUUUUUGUAAACAAAAAAGCAACGACAGUAUUUAAUUGAAAAAAAAUGACAAAAUUUCAAAACUGCUUUGUAAACAUUUGAGUGUUGGCGCUCUCUGGAGGUGGGCCGUUAUUUAACCCUUAAGUGUUUUUAUACCUUGAAUUGUCUGGUUUUCUGUUUAUUUUUUUGAAUUUUAGUUAAUAUUUUUAUUUUUUUUUAGUUCUAAGCAUUGUUAAAAUUGUAAAUUUUUAUAUUUGUUAUAUGUAUUGUAAAUAAAUCUCAGGUCUUGUAUUUUGUAUUUCUACAUAGUUUUUAAGACUGAAAACAAUUAUAUGAAAAAAAAAAUAACAGAAAACAACUGAAAAAAAGCCAAUCAAAAAAUUCUAAAUAUAAAACAAACAGUGCUUUUUCAUAACAACUAAA
Calliphora vicina (urban bluebottle blowfly) is the source of this 2600-nucleotide messenger RNA. RefSeq names its product activity-regulated cytoskeleton associated protein 1-like. NCBI's taxonomy places the organism in Eukaryota, Metazoa, Arthropoda, Insecta, Diptera, Calliphoridae. The record is from RefSeq and is a predicted model, not a curated record. The transcript has a single exon. The coding region runs from base 139 to 768 and encodes 209 amino acids.